Messenger RNA from Lachnellula hyalina, 2304 nucleotides. It is a transcript of the gene met26, whose product is annotated as putative 5-methyltetrahydropteroyltriglutamate--homocysteine methyltransferase. Gene Ontology annotation, molecular function: zinc ion binding; 5-methyltetrahydropteroyltriglutamate-homocysteine S-methyltransferase activity. The record is from RefSeq and is a predicted model, not a curated record. The coding region runs from base 1 to 2304 and encodes 767 amino acids. Lineage: Eukaryota; Fungi; Ascomycota; Leotiomycetes; Helotiales; Lachnaceae. The transcript is spliced from 3 exons.
AUGGUUCAAUCAUCUAUCCUCGGUUUCCCUCGUAUGGGAGCAAACCGUGAGCUGAAGAAAGCCACCGAAGCCUACUGGGGCGGCAAGCUCUCGCAAGCUGAUCUCCUCACCGAGGCCAAGAGACUGCGUCUCGAGCACUGGAAUAUCCAGAAGAAGGCCGGUGUCGAUGUCAUCCCUAGCAAUGAUUUCGCUCUCUACGACCAAGUGCUCACCCACAUCCAAGAUUUCGGCGCCGCACCACCUAGAUAUACCACCCAAAACCUCGACCCUAUCGAUGAAUACUUUGCUAUGGGUCGUGGCCACCAGAAGGGUGGUGUUGAUGUCCCCAGCUUGGAGAUGGUGAAGUGGUUCGACUCGAACUACCACUAUGUCAAGCCUACCCUGCAAGACAACCAGACCUUCAAGCUCAGUGCCAACCCCAAGGCUGUUGUUGAGUUCAUCGAGGCCAAGGAGGCUGGCAUUAUCACCAGACCUGUCCUUGUUGGCCCCGUCUCUUUCCUCGCCCUCGGCAAGCCCGAUCGUGACCAGACUGUCUCACCAAUCGAUCUUCUCGAUAAACUCCUGCCAGUAUACGAAGAGCUUCUUACCAAGCUCAAGGCUGCCGGUGCUGAGACCGUCCAAAUUGACGAGCCUACUCUCGUUUUCGACUUGCCUGCCAAGACCAAGGCUGCAUUCAAGCCAACCUAUGAAAAGCUCGCUGCUCUCGGCGACAAGAUCCCAAAGAUCGUCUUCGCCACAUACUUCGGUGACAUCGUCCACAACAUCGAUGCUCUCCCAACAGAUGUUUACGCUGUUCACGUCGAUUUGGUCCGAAACCCUGAGCAACUUGACACUGUUGUCGGUGCUUUAGGCUCAAAGACUAUUCUUUCUGCUGGUGUCGUUGAUGGACGUAACAUCUGGAAGAACAACCUCAAGCGUUCCAUUGAGACUAUCGAGAAGGCCGUCCAGAAGCUCGGCAAGGACCGUGUCAUUGUCGCUACUUCCAGCUCUCUUCUCCACACCCCACACACUCUUGCAAGCGAGAAGAAGCUUGACCCGGAAAUUGCUGAUUGGUUCUCCUUCGCUGUUGAGAAGGCAUCAGAAGUUGCUGUCAUUGCCAAGGCUGUGACUGAAGGCCCUGCUGCUGUCCGUGCUGAAUUGGAGGCUAACGCCAAAUCCAUUCAAGCUCGUGCCACCUCUAAGCGUACCAAUGACCCUAAGGUCAAGGAACGUCAAUCCAAGAUCACCCCAGACUUUUACAACCGAAAGUCCGAGUUUCCUACCAGAAUUGCCCAGCAACAGAAGAGCUUGGGUCUUCCCCUCUUCCCAACCACCACCAUUGGCUCUUUCCCCCAAACAAAGGAGAUCCGUAUCCAGCGCAACAAGUUCACCAAGGGUGAGAUCACUGCUGCAGAGUACGAGAAGUUCAUUGAAAAGGAGAUCCAAGAUGUCGUCAAGGUCCAAGAGGAGCUUGACCUUGAUGUCUUUGUUCACGGUGAGCCUGAGCGUAACGACAUGGUGCAAUACUUCGGUGAGCGCCUUGACGGUUAUGCCUUCACCACCCACGCCUGGGUCCAAUCUUAUGGUUCCCGCUGCGUUCGUCCUCCAAUCAUUGUUGGUGAUAUCUCUCGUCCUGCACCAAUGACUGUCAAGGAGUCCAAGUACGCUGUCUCUAUCUCCAAGAAGCCAAUGAAGGGUAUGUUGACUGGACCAAUCACCUGUCUCCGAUGGUCGUUCCCCCGUGACGAUGUCCACCAAUCUGUCCAGGCCGAGCAACUUGCUCUUGCCCUCCGUGAUGAGGUUAUUGACCUUGAGGCUGCUGGUGUCUUCGUCAUCCAAGUCGAUGAGCCAGCUCUUCGCGAGGGUCUUCCUCUCCGCUCUGGCAAGGAGCGUGAGGCUUACCUUGACUGGGCUGUCAAGUCUUUCCGUCUCUCUGUUGCCGGUGUCCAAGACUCUACCCAGAUUCACUCCCACUUCUGUUACUCUGAGUUCCAAGACUUCUUCCACGCCAUUGCUGCUCUUGACGCUGAUGUUCUCUCCAUUGAGAACAGCAAGUCGGAUGCUAAGCUCCUCAAGGUCUUUGUUGAUGAGGCUUACCCCCGCCACAUCGGCCCUGGUGUCUACGACAUCCACUCCCCUCGUGUUCCAUCUGAGCAGGAGAUCAAGGACAGAAUCGAAGAGAUGCUGGCAUUCCUCAAGCCAGAGCAACUCUGGAUUGAUCCUGACUGUGGUCUUAAGACUCGCCAAUGGUCUGAGACCAAGGCUGCUUUGACCAACAUGGUCAACGCUGCCAAGUUCUACCGCCAAAAGUAUGCCUCCAAAUAG